This is a messenger RNA of Spodoptera litura, 4465 nucleotides long. Lineage: Eukaryota; Metazoa; Arthropoda; Insecta; Lepidoptera; Noctuidae. The record is from RefSeq and is a predicted model, not a curated record.
AAUUUUUAUUAUUAUAUUUGGUUGCAUCUCUAGUAAUAGACACUCACGCCAUCUUUUGAUUGUUCCAUAAUGACAUCUGUUGACUCGUGUCAUUGAUAAUCAUGUCAUUGUCAUGUCAAUUUCACAAAAAGCCGCGAAAUACCCAAGAAAAUUGACAAGUUGUUCGUAAUUUGUAAUUUCGUAUUGUAAUGUAAUCGAAUUUGUUGACCAAAUCGUAAUCGUAAAUAUAUUAAAUAUUACAUUCUUACUUGUCGUGUUAUUUGGUUUGUGAUGAUAGAAUUGCAUCUUAGUUAAAAACAAAUACACUUUUUGUUUAACCUCAUGAAUUUCGGUGGUAUUUACUAUUUGAGUACAUAGUGACAUACGACAAAAAGUAUAGUAUUACUUUGCUGUACAAGUUUUAAAGAGAAAGCAGGUGAGAGAAGUUCGGUAAUUACCAAUAGUAGAUAGAUUUUAUAUUAUUUUAUUAUAUACUCAAAAUUAUAUAGUGAAUAAUGAGUCAACAAACGAGAUUGACUUGUUAUUUCAAAUCAAAAGCCCUGCCGGUCCAAUCAAACAGGUGCGUGAGUUACAAGAUGAAUAAAAAACGUAGUUUGAGUAUGAAGAAGCCAUCAAGUCCAAGUACUUCAUCUACUCAGAUAUGUGAGUCACCACGAACUCCAAUGAAGAAGGAAGUUACAGUGAAGCAAGAGGAGAAUACUAUAACUUUGUCAAGUGACAGUGAGGAGGAAGGAACUCCAGUGAAGAAGCCAUUCAAAGGAAUAUCUGUGAGAAGUAUAGAGUCAUUAACUGCAGGUGCUACACCAGCUUUCAACUUGAAAUCUCCCAACUCCAGUUUUGUGGAUCCUGACGCAUCAGACUCUUCACCAACUGCAUUUGUGUAUAACUUGUCUCCUGGAGCUGUGCUUGGCCCACCACCCACAACUCCUAAAUCUGCAAGUCCAGGAUCAAGUUCAAAAUACUUCUCACCAACUAAAAAAAGGUGUUACAAAACAAAAUCUCCUGCUAAAAGAAAUUUGGCAAAUCAAUUUGGGGAAAAAGCUUUUACUCCUAGCCCUCCAGACAAUUUUCUGUAUCAAACAGACCAAUUGGAUGAUAAAACUUCCUUCCUCAUGACUAUUAUUGAUAAGUAUCUCAACUCUGAUACUCUAAGACCAUUCCUGGCAGAAGAAUCACAAAUACUCCUAGAGAAAUGUACAAUAGUGGCAAACCCUGGGAAGGAUCUGAUUUGCCGCUUGUACUGGCGUAAACCUAUUUGGUACCGUCUGGAUUCUCUUGCGGAAAUUGUUAAUAACAAAAAAGAAGUGAAGAUAAGCAGUCCGGAUAUGUUAAACUUGCUGUCCAGCAUGGAAACUUAUGGCUUUCUCACUGCAGCUGGUACUGAAGGUGACUCGAAACUGGAAUUUGAUGACUAUAUGCAACUUUUGAAGCGACCAGAACUUCUGCAAAUCGCUAAAGAGCUAAAACUGAAGAUUCAGAAUAAGCAGGAUGCUAUUGGUGCUCUGAGGAAUUACUGUAAACUCAAACCUAUUAGUAACUUCUUGAUAAGAAAGGGGAACAGUGUCAAUGAUAACAGCCACAGAGUUUUAGCUAUCCUAAAAUCAAAAACGGGUCGUUGUUACAAAAUGUCACAGUUGGCUCAAGAUACCUUUUACAAGCUGUAUGUGUUAAUGUACUUGGGCAUGGACUACAGCAUCAUAAGAGAUCGGCAACUGGAACUGGUGUUGCUAUACGACAAAAUUAAAAGGGAGAUGUAUCCGGUUGAUAAAGAUAUGGUCGUUGACGAUGCGAGCUGUGUGUUCCAAGAUAAAGAGCAAUUUGACAGGUACAUUGAAGCACAUAUGUUAUACGAGAGCUAUUUGGAGAAACCUUCAGAAGAAAAGCAUUUAAUAAUAAAACAAGCUCAUGCCUUGUACAAGGGACUGGGAGAGGAGCUUAUGCAACGUGGCGCUGCAAAUACAUUACUAGAAGGUCUAAAUUCGGAGAACAUGUUUGAAAAUAUGAAAGACGCACUACGACCUCGCGCGCUGAAGCUCGCCAACCAACAGAAUAUAGACUUGAAGGAAACAUUGAGAAAUGAACUGCAGAAGCAUGGAGAGAAACAGACUGUGAUUGAGAACAGGCUGCCAGGAGACCAUAUACACAAGCAACCCAUUGAUAACCACAAUCAGAGAGGCAAGCUGAAGUUCGAGGUGCACUGUGCAGAGGGUCGAGGCAUUGUCACUGCUGAGGAGUACUGCAUCGCUCACUAUGUUAAUAAUGGAGGGUACUCCAAGGGAGAGCACUUGGAAGGCCGUAUAGUGUCAACAAUCUACACAGCGUUGUUCUGGGACAUCAUAUACUGCAAGCCACGUGGUUUGCCCGGUAUCUUCAUAAAUCAUUACCAGCGCUACCCACUCGAUAUGUUCUCAACGAACUUCUAUAUAAACCGUAAGACUCAGAUAGACGAGAGGCUGACUUUCAUACAAGAGUGUACUGAUCAACAAUUGGUGGAUUUCUUGAAAAACCAAUGGGAUGCACGGCCUGAAACCGUAAUAUCUGACAUGCUGCGUUCUAUUGGUUGGGAGAACAUUUGUGAAGUAGUGCUCUGCCUGCGGCCGCGCGGGGUCGCCGACAUAUGUCGUCGCCUGGUACUCGACUACGGAUACUGCCGCAGUGGCUUCCCCGACCUUACUCUCUGGAAUAUAUCCACUAGAAAGAUAAAGUUCGUCGAAGUGAAGACUGAUGCAGACAAGCCGUCGGUGAAGCAGUUGCAAUGGCUCCAGUAUCUGAUAGACCAUGGGAUUGAUGCCGGGUUCUGUUACGUAGGAGUCAACACUACUCGCUCUAGAGCCAGACCUUCCGCGUCGAACCUAGAUUAGUACCAGGCACUGAGUAAUGUGUAAUAGUAAGUGGUUUUUAAAAAUAGGCUACGGCUUUUUGAGACUGGUUGUAAAUUGAAAAUAGGGAUGAAGAUGUAGUCAAAAGUUAAAUAACUUUAAAAAAUGUCUUAAGAAUAAUCACGCUUGCGUUAAUUGAUUGUAAAUUUAUUUCUCUCUUGUUCUCACGUGUAAAUUUAUUUGAAUGUCUUAAACAAAUGUUCUAGUUAAUUUAAAAGAAAUAAGCAUACUACUUGACACAAGAUUAUGACUCCAAAGUUGAGUAAUCCCGUACAAAAUUAUUACAAUUUUUCAUAUUUCGAAGAGUAUUGAAUUUUAGUAAUUGUCAUUAUCCUUAUUAUCUUUUUCGUUUGAAACAAUAAUUUAGGAUCUAAAGCGAAUGAAAGAACUGCAAAGCAGUCGUAGAUCAUAGACACAGUGCAACUGGAAUGCAAUAUGUCUGUGUAGACUUGUAGUUCAUAAUAUUAAAUGUAAUUACUUUUAUAUAGAUAAUAGGAAUAGUGUGAGUUACAGCCUGUUUCAUCACCUUUAUAUAAGUUCAGAUAGUUCAUACAAAUUAUGUUCUAUAUUCACUCUGGUACAUAGCACCAGGUGAAACAGGCCCCUAAUCUAGUUAGGUAAGUCCUAAGUAUUUGCUCUUAAAGAGGAAAUAACUAUUGUUUAAGAACAUUUGUGCUAUAUAAAUUCUUAAUUAUUAUGAUAAGAAUAAAUGAGUCAUGCUCUCUUUGACCAACCACUCUUAAAUUUUAAGGGACCCCUAAGCGAAUCACUUGAGAUCUUGUACCGAAAAUCCCUGAAAUUUGUUCAUACAAAAGUAGUCUCUAAACAUCAGAAAUAAGGUCUUAUGCAGUGAGUUGAGAGCGGUCUCCAGUAACCGCUUGUGAAUUGAAGAUAGGUGACACUUAACGACAUUUUGGUUUUUCACCAACCUAUGAGUAAAACCUAAAGCUAAAAUUAAGGGAUUAAUUUAGGUGGUUCCUCACUCUUAAGUUGCUAAGUAAGUCUUAGUCAAGAGAUGGUAAUGGAGUGGUUUUCUACUGGUGUGACUGUUUAAAAAUAAAUAAAUCGUUUAGGUGUGUGCUAACUCCACUAGUGUUCCUAAAGGACAUUAUUACUAUGUACUCGAAUUCCCAAUAUGUGUUUGACAUUCAGUUUAAAAUUUUCUACUUCUCUAUUUUAUAAGUCAACUUUCUUGUAUUAUUGCUGGACAAUAGUCAAAUUGCAUUAUAUCAGUAUUCCAGUAUCUAAAGCGCAUCUAAAAACGCAUAUGUUCUAAGAACGAAAAAGUAAAUCUAGUCAAAAUUUUAAUUCGUAUAUUAAAAUGGUCUAAAAACUAAUAUUUUAGUCUUUAUUUAAUUUUUUUGUAAUGUAAAACUUAUCAUCACAACAUAAGUCUUAUUUUGCUACAGCUAGUCUCUACUAUACUAUACUAUACUCUACAUACGUAGCUAUAAUACCAGACAUAUAAAUGUGAUGGAAACUAUACAAGUACGUGUUAGUCAUAGUAGGUAGUUACACUCUGUAGUUUCUUUUAUAUAUAAUUGAUUCGUUUUCAGUAGUGAAAAGUGGGUGUUACAUUGUACAUU